GGCGGGCGGCGGCGGCGCGGCGGCGCGCGCGCUGCGAACAGUGAGUGUGGAGGCGCGGACGCGCGGCGGAGCUCGAGCUGCUGCAGCUGCUGCCGCCGCCGAAGGAACCUCAUUCCCCGCGCUCCGGACACCUCGGGCCUCGCCAUGGCUGACCAGCUGACUGAGGAGCAGAUUGCAGAGUUCAAGGAGGCCUUCUCACUCUUUGACAAGGAUGGAGAUGGUACUAUUACCACCAAAGAGCUGGGGACUGUCAUGAGGUCCCUGGGGCAGAACCCCACGGAGGCAGAGCUGCAGGACAUGAUCAACGAGGUGGACGCAGACGGCAAUGGGACCAUUGACUUCCCCGAGUUCCUCACCAUGAUGGCCAGAAAGAUGAAGGACACAGACAGCGAGGAGGAGAUCCGAGAAGCAUUCCGUGUCUUUGACAAGGACGGAAAUGGCUACAUCAGCGCUGCUGAGUUACGCCACGUCAUGACGAACCUAGGGGAGAAGCUGACCGACGAGGAAGUGGACGAGAUGAUCAGAGAGGCUGACAUCGACGGAGACGGUCAGGUUAAUUAUGAAGAGUUUGUACAGAUGAUGACCGCGAAGUGAAGGCUGGGGCAGCUGGUGAUGCCCGUUCUCCUGAUCUCUCUUCUCGCGCGCGCUCUUCUCUCUCUUCCACACUCCCCUGCGUACCCCAGUUCGGUUCUAGCAAACACCGAUUGAUUGACUGAGAAUCUGAUAAAGCAACAAAAGAUUUGUCCCAAGCUGCAUGACUGCUCUUCUUCUUCCUGACUCCCUCCAUGCCCCCUGCAUUCUUUGCCUCCCCCUUCUGUUCCCAUCUUCCAGGCCUGAUGCAUUCAUAAGAGAACCCCGCUCCCUUGAGGGAGCCUUUGCCCUCCUCCUUCCAGCCCGGGUGGCUCUCCUCCGUUUUGAUUUGUUUUUUUUGUUUGUUUGUUUGUCCUUCUGGGUGCUGGGGUGGCCGCCAGCCCUGUCCUGGCCCUACAGGGAAGGGUGAGGCCCUCGCCCGGCGGGGGCGCUUACCCUUCGCUGUUGUGUGCACCCCAUGAUUCUGUGUGCAAGCCCAGCGGCCUGUAGGGCACAGUGCCAGGAGAACUGGGGGCGUUGAGAAUUACGCAGUGAACGGAUGUGGCCCAGGAAGGAACAAGGGCAAGGAGGCCUUGGAAGCUGGCAUUUUUUUACCACUGGAGGGGGACAGACAGAGUGGACGGACAGCACUCAGGUUCCACUGGCUGCUGUUCUGAAACCACCUGGCUGGCUUCUGAGACUGGGCUGGGCGAGGACAGCUCAUUUGGCCACUCUGCUAAUCGCAGUUGUCCCUGUCUCUCCAGCAGUCUCACACUGAUCUGUACACACCUGGUGCUAACACCCCGGGCCACUCCCCCAUGGCGCACCCGCCCAUGAGGGCUGUGAAGGAAUGGAUGUGGGGAUGGUCGCUGUGUAAUGUGCUACUUAUCCCUUUACUUUUUCUUUUUGCUCCUUAAAACUUUUAUUUUUGUCCUGACUGUGCCGGGCCAGCUGAAGGGUGGGGAGAGGGGUGCCGAGCCCCACCAUGCUCAUAGAACAAACCUGCAAUAAAACAGUGCUGUCUGGCCGCCAUGCAGAGCACGCUGCGGGCAGCCCCUGGCCUCCUGCCUGCCCGCCCACCUGUGGCACCUCCCACUCCUGCUCCUUGGGGUGAUGGCACCGCUCCUCUCCUCACCGACUGCCCCACUCCCCAGCGGAGAGCAUGGUCCGCACCCGCACUGUGCCCUGGCUUCUGACUCUCGCCUCUGGGACACAUCAGUCAUCGUGGGCAGUUCAGUUCAGUUCAGUUCAGUCUGGGUCUGUUUCCUUUUCUGUUCUCAUCUGUCC
This is a messenger RNA of Castor canadensis (American beaver), 1857 nucleotides long. RefSeq names its product calmodulin 3 (gene Calm3). The record is from RefSeq and is a predicted model, not a curated record. Lineage: Eukaryota; Metazoa; Chordata; Mammalia; Rodentia; Castoridae. Gene Ontology annotation, molecular function: calcium ion binding. Gene Ontology annotation, cellular component: myosin II complex.